Molecule: messenger RNA, 906 nt
Organism: Aureobasidium vineae
Lineage: Eukaryota; Fungi; Ascomycota; Dothideomycetes; Dothideales; Saccotheciaceae
Source: the annotation of a GenBank genome assembly
AUGCAACCGCAUAAAUACAACAACGUUGUUGGCCUUUCCACUCUUGUGACAGUAGGUGGGCAAAAUUUCAUAACGCGGAAUCUGUAUGCUAAUAUCACCCAAGNNGACAUCAUUGCCUUUAGCGGCUCAUACGCCCUGACCGGAGUAUUCCUGAAGAUCUCCUUGGGCUUCUNNUUUUUCCUGCGAAUCAUCAUCGAACCCUGGCAGAGAGCGGUCAUCUACAUCUGUAUGACCAUCAGCACAAUCUACGGAUUCAUCUACUUUGGCAUCGUUACCUUUGGCUGUGGAGACCCUGAGAAGUUUCUCAUCCGGACGGUCCAGCACAAAUGCAUAUCCAUUACGGAUGUUACCAUACCUGCCAGUUACGUACACACAGCUUUAAACGCAACCACCGACUGGAUCAUGGCUCUCCUCCCCAUCGUCACCAUUUGGAACUUGAACAUGCCGCGCAUAACAAAGUUCUGGGCUUAUCUCUUGCUUGCGCUGGGAGCGGCAGGAAGUAUCGUCUCCCUCAUCCGCUUCGGCUAUGUCGAAGGCCUCAAACCAGGAAAACACUUCUUCAAGCAAAGUGCAAAGUUUGCUUUGUACAGUACCAUCGAGCCUGGUCUUGGUAUCACAGCAGUCAGCUUUGCAACCCUGCGACCACUAUUCAAGAAGUGUCUGGAAGGAGCAAAAUCGGUAUCUCAUUCUCAAGGCAGUCGUAGCGGCAAGAAGACACCUUCGAUUGUGCCGGAUAUUCAGCUCAAGGGUCUUCCUUUAUCUAGGUCUCGUCCACGAGAUGGAUUCCGUGCUUUUGGAAGUACGGAAGAUGAAGAUUCUCAGGGCUGGACUGAGGUUUCUGUUGUUUCUCCUGAUCUGGAAAAGGCGCAGGAUACCAGAUGGCCGCAAAGUCCUCGACCGCUGUGA